Molecule: messenger RNA, 1482 nt
Organism: Cloeon dipterum
Lineage: Eukaryota; Metazoa; Arthropoda; Insecta; Ephemeroptera; Baetidae
Product: lipase 3-like
Exons: 9
Coding region: 129-1436 (435 amino acids)
Biological process (GO): lipid metabolic process
Molecular function (GO): hydrolase activity, acting on ester bonds
Source: RefSeq, a predicted model, not a curated record
UCCCUUUGCUUGAAUUUCAAUCACUUCUAAGCCAUCAGUUUCCAUCGAGUCGCAGAUUCGUGAAGACACUUCUCUGUUGCCGCAAGAUUUGUUUUAUAAACAGUCGAGUUGCAGUGUCUCGAAAGAAGAUGCGCGGCGGCUCUCUGCUCCUGCUGGCGGUGCUGCUGUUGUUGGUGAAGGAUAGCAGCAACCAGGAGAUCCUACAGUUUCUCAAGAGCAUCGGCAACUUUGCGAGAAACUUCAAUGUCGCAUUGCGGAUACCAAGGGUGCAAAAUGAGUAUAAUCCAAUUUCAAAUUUCCUCCAAGUGCAUCCCGAUGUUGGAAAACCGACGCCCGAAAUGAUUGCACGAAGAGGCUACAAGGUGGAAACUCAUUUGGUGCGCACCAGCGACGGCUAUAUUUUAACGAUGCACAGAAUGCCAAGCAAAAAUCGAGGAGGCGAGCCUGUGUUUCUGCAGCACGGAAUCUUAAGCAGCUCGGCAGAUUGGGUUCAAUUUGGUCCGGAAAAAAGCCUCGUCUACUUGCUGCACGAGUACGGAUAUGACGUUUGGAUGGCGAACAUGAGGGGCAAUACUUAUUCUCGGGAGCACGCAACCAUGACCACCCGUGACUCCGCUUUUUGGCAGUACACGUUCGACGAAGGAGCCUUGUACGAUCUGCCCGCAGAGAUCGACUACGUCCUGGAAAAAACGCGGUUCUCGCAACUGACCUACAUUGGCCACUCGAUGGGCACCACCAUGUUCUUCGUCCUUGCGUCCAGCAGGCCUGAGUACAACGCGAAAAUCAAGCAAAUGCACGCGCUCAGCCCGGUUGCUUACAUGAGUAACGUCAAAACUCCAAUCAGGCUUUUCACUCCUUUCGCUGACAUAACCGACUUCGCGUCAUCGAUGCUGGGGGCAAAUGAGUUCGCUCCAAGCAACAUUUUAACAGAGUCUUUGAGCCAAGCGCUGUGCAGAGAUGGAAUUCCCACCCAGUACGUCUGCAGCAACAUCAUGUUCUUGCUCUUUGGUUUCAACUCUCAGCAACUAAAUACGACAAUGUUGCCCGUCGUCUUCAGCCAUGCGCCAGCAGGAACUUCAACAAAGUCUAUCCUACAUUACUCGCAGCUAAUUGACUCUGGUCGAUUUUGCAAGUACGACUAUGGUGCGUUACGCAACCCACGACUUUACAAAUCAAUGCUGCCGCCGAGUUACAAACUCAAUCGCAUCACCGUGCCAGUCUAUCUUCACUACAGCGAGAACGACUGGAUGUCAAGUGAAAUCGACGUGAACCGACUUUGCAAGGAAAUCGGCAACUGCAAGGGGAUGUACAAAGUGCCCCUCAAGUCUUUCAACCACUUGGACUAUUUGUGGGCCAUCGACGUGCGUCCGCUUUUGUACUAUCCGAUGUUGAAGCUGAUGCAAAUCAACCAAACCGCUGCAAACGUUCGCUUUUGAUAUGAACUUGGACAAUAAAAUAUUUACGAAUGGAACAUGUAAUUAA